Molecule: messenger RNA, 3866 nt
Organism: Hyaena hyaena (striped hyena)
Lineage: Eukaryota; Metazoa; Chordata; Mammalia; Carnivora; Hyaenidae
Gene: SNAP23
Product: synaptosome associated protein 23
Exons: 8
Coding region: 149-784 (211 amino acids)
Biological process (GO): synaptic vesicle fusion to presynaptic active zone membrane; exocytosis; synaptic vesicle priming
Cellular component (GO): plasma membrane; synaptobrevin 2-SNAP-25-syntaxin-1a-complexin I complex
Molecular function (GO): syntaxin-1 binding; SNAP receptor activity
Source: RefSeq, a predicted model, not a curated record
CUUGCCCGGCGCGCGCAGGCGCCAGGAGGACGCAGCUCCAGGUCCGGUCUGGGGGUGUUCGAGCUGCUGCGGCGCGAGAGAGGAGUGGCCGGAACUGCUUGAAUAUUCACGUUUCAGUUUCUGUGGUUAUCGAAAGUUUUAAUUCAUCAUGGAUAAUCUGUCAUCAGAAGAAAUUCAGCUGCGAGCCCACCAGGUUACUGAUGAGUCUCUGGAAAGUACAAGGAGAAUGCUGGGUUUAGUCAUUGAGUCUCAGGAUGCAGGAAUCAAGACUAUCACUAUGCUGGAUGAACAAGGGGAACAACUAAACCGCAUAGAAGAAGGCAUGGACCAAAUAAAUAAAGACAUGAGAGAGGCAGAGAAGACUUUAACAGAACUCAACAAGUGCUGUGGCCUUUGUGUCUGUCCAUGUAAUAGGACAAAGAACUUUGAGUCCAGUAAGGCCUACAAGGCAACAUGGGGAGAUGGUGGAGACAACUCUCCUGGCAAUGUAGUGUCUAAGCAGCCAGGUGGAGUGACAAAUGGUCAGCCUCAACAAGCAGCUACUGGAGCAGCCACCGGUGGAUACAUUAAACGUAUAACUAAUGACGCCAGAGAAGAUGAAAUGGAAGAGAACCUGACUCAAGUGGGCAGUAUCCUAGGAAACCUAAAAAACAUGGCCCUGGACAUGGGCAAUGAGAUUGAGGCUCAAAAUCGACAAAUAGACCGGAUCACAGAAAAGGCUGACACCAACAAAGAUCGUAUUGACAUUGCCAAUGCCAGAGCAAAGAAACUCAUUGACAGCUAAAGCUGCUGCUGUACUUCUUAUCAUUUAUUCACUUCUCUAGCUCCUCCUUCAAAGUCAUGAACUUUUCAGAGUUUGAAGUUUUGGUUCCAUGCUCUUCUAAUCAGGAGAUAAUGUGCAAGAAGGGCUAGGAGUACAGACCCCAACUUUUUAUGUUCUCUUUUCCCUUGAGGGUAGACUACUGCUCAGCCUUCCUUUUAGUAUUUUUUUCCCUGGGUUUAUACUUAGAUUGGUUUUUUACAUCAUAUAUAGUGUUCUUUGUCAUCCUUCCGAUUUACUUCAGCAGGUUCUUCUGCUUUCAAGAUUUGGAAGCAUUGCCAAAGACAGCCAUGAAAAAGGAAGCUGGAAGCAGGGAGGGGGGCAGCAAGGAGGAGAGGCAAGAGAUAAGUUGUUACCUCAGGAAAACCUGCAGGCCACAAAGCAUAAGUUGCAAAGCCACAGUAAAGAUCUAGUUGGGUUUAGUUUUUAACUUAAGGUGCCAUUAUUGCCAAUUAGGCUAAUAAUUGGUUUCAGAGCUUUUAUGCACAAAAUUUGUUAUACAUCACAACUUGGCAACCUCUGUUCUAAAAAAAAUAGAAUGAAUUUUCUUAAAGUGAGCUUAGUUCUGAACCUUCGGUGAUUCAUGUAUGUACAUAGAUACUCUGAUCCCAUUUCAUAUUGUACCAUAUAGGAACACUUUGUGUAAAAGAAUGGCUUUUUAUUUUCACAUUAUUAGUACUGCCAUUGUCCCAUUACGUGCCUAUUAACCUCAUAAAAUUGUCAUUGGUUUUUGAAGAAAAAAUAUGUAAAUAUGUAUGUAUAUCAUAAGGAUAUCUCUCUCAAGCAGGGCCUAAAUUUUUUGGAAAGUUUGACAAAGUAGAUCACGUGAAUUCAAAUUUACCUCAAUGCCAAGAAUUAUGUUUGGAUAGGAAAAAAAGAAACGUGUUUUGAUCUCAGGCAGAAAAAUAGUUAUAUUACUUUGAGUUGUUUAUAGCUUUAGACUUUACAAAAGCUAGAAUUUAUUCUGUUUAGAAGUGAUUUGGAAAAUUAUGCUUUUGUUUUAAUUAUUGAUUAUUGCACUAUCAUUCAACUAGCCUUAUGGAUUGAAUUAUGUCCAGAAUCACAUUUAUUUAGAUCCUGAACAGUGUUAUAAGAAUCUGAUUGGUAUUUGUUACCUUUAUGUAAAAGACUAGUAUCUGCACACUUUAAAGUUAUUAAUGUGGAUUGGUUUGACCAAUAACCACUGCUUGAUAUUUACAAUUAAAUUUUAUAACCAAUGGAAUUGUUCUUUCAAAUAGGUAAUGUGUUUCUGUAGAGGAACGGGGGAGGGGAGGUCAAUAAUUUCACCAGUUCUUAUCAAAUUGAAUAAAGCAAAAGUCCAUAAAUCAAGAAGCACUCCAAUGGAAAGCUGCCUUUAUCACCUUUCCCAUUUUUUAUUGGAAGUACUGACAGGACUUUUCUUCCUAUGACUUGUUAUGAGGUUCAUUUUAAUUAUUGUUAGUCUCUUACUCAUUUGAGCGUAAAAACACCAGUGACUGAAAGGAUGUUUAUGAGCUAGAACUAUGACCACUUACUGAAGAUUAUAUUAACAUGAGGACAUUCAUAGGCUGAAGAGGAAAGGAUUUAAAGUGAGAAUCAGGCACUCUAGAAUAGAAAUGCUUCAUGCCAGAGGAGUGGUUUGGCAGGUGGUGGUAAAUGUGUAAGGUAAGAAGGUAUAAAACACUGGGGAUUGUGUUGUACCUAAUUGCCCUUAGAGCUUUAAAAAUUUUUUUUUAUAUUAUGGCUAAAGGCAGUAUCUCUGAGGAUACCUAAAUGCUGCCAACACAAUAUAGUUAGAAGGCACUCAACUUUGUCUGAAUUUACAUUCUACUACUUGCUGACUGAGACUGCAAGCCCAUUUCUGUGCCUCCGUUUCCUUGUCUAUAAAUGGGGAUUAAUAAUUCCUACUCCAUAGAGUUGGUGCAAGAGCUCAAUGUGAUGUAUGUAAAGUGCUGAGAGCAGCACCCAACAAAUAUAAGAGCUUAAUAAAUUAUAGUUGCUAUUCUCUUUUGGGUGGAGCUCUUUGUGAAUUCCUUUGUGAAUUUGAUGAAAGACAUGAUAGUCUAUCUCCCCAGAGAAAUAAACACAAGCAUGAAUCAUACAUAAAUAAGAAUCUUGCAUCAAUGGGUCUUGAAAGCCCAUCUAUGGAUCCCAGGUUACAAAAUCUUCCAAAGCUUCUGCUAAGAAAGAAGAGGAUGAAGCAACAGAAAUUAGGUCCAUGAUGCACUAGAAAUAGAUCCUGUUGGCUUAAAGCCUUCUCUGAUUUUCUCAUGUAACAUUGUCUGGAAACUUGUUACCAUUACUUUUGAAAUGUAGUAACUGAAAGUGGUUAAUACAAGCUCCAGAGUCUGACUAUCUGCUUUGAAAUUUCGCUUUGGUCAUUUACUUGUAUGACUUUGAGCAUAACACUAACCUACAAGUAAGAAGUUCAAAAAUAGUAUUCUCCCCGAAUGUAAUUUUUUUUAAUGGUAAGCUCUUCCAGUUUCCAAUCUUAGAAUAACAAUUAUGUUUAUCCCCAAUAGUUGUGCCUAUUUUUUCUUCCUUCAUCCUUGUUAUUAUACUUCAACUCUAGAACUUUUCAUGUCAUGUAUGAAUUAUGAAUCUCCUCCUAACCCAAACAUUCUAUACUCAGUAGCACUCAGAAUUCAUUCUUUUUUUAUUAUUAGUUUUUUGAGAGAGAGAUACUGUGUGUGUGCGUGCAAGGUGGGGUGAGAGGGGAGAAUCUUUGGCUCCACACCCAGCACCCAAUGUGGGGCUCGACCUUGAGACCACACCUGAGCCUAAACCCGGAGUGACGGUUAGCCAAAUGAACUACCUAGGGACCCCAAAAUUUGUCUCUUUAAAUGUUAUUUUCUUUGGGUCACUCUUACUAAAAUCCCAGGUUAUCCAAUUAUAUUCCUAAUCAGAUUUGUAUUUUUCAGAUUGAUAUUCAAGUUCCUUAUUCUCUAGUCAUUUAUUUUCAUCCCUUUAAAUAUAGUAUUUGCUGCAAGCCUUCUAUUUCUAUACAACUUGUUAACUUCUAUUUUAAUGCCUUACAGAUGAAAUAAAUGGCACCAUUUAUUGCUUA